Molecule: messenger RNA, 624 nt
Organism: Haemonchus placei
Lineage: Eukaryota; Metazoa; Nematoda; Chromadorea; Rhabditida; Trichostrongylidae
Source: the annotation of a GenBank genome assembly
AUGCUAAAGCAGAUCGCUUAUCCGGACUUCAUUCUCGACAGCAAGAAACUGGACGCUUAUUACAAAGGCUUGUCUGUGGACGAAACCGAUUCGUAUAGUGAGAUAAUAGAGAAGCUGUCACAGUGGAAAAUCGAGUUUGAAUUCAAACGUCUCAUCAAGCUCGUUGAUCGAAAUGAAUAUGAUUUCCUCAACCCCUCGGACGUCAACGCCUACUACUGGCACGAGGCUAACGCGAUACGUCAGCAAUUCGAUGCAGCUGGCAGCCUUCGCGACUGGUGGGACGCAGAAGUUAAGAAGAAAUUUGUUGAGCGAGCCCAAUGUAUGAUCGACCAGUAUGGAAAGAUUGAGGUGGCAGGCACUGGCUUAAAUAUUAAUGGCAAGCUCACUUUAGGAGAGAACAUUGCUGACAACGGAGGAAUCAAGCAAGCCUUGAAAGCCUACAGAAAAUAUUUGAAUAAACAAGGGGAAGAGAAGCGUAUUGAAGGUUUAGAACAGUACAGCAACGAGCAGAUGUUCUUCAUAGGAUAUGCAUCGAUAUGGUGUGGUCACUAUACUAAAGAUGCACUUGUUGGCUCGAUACUCACUGAUACUCACCCGCCAAAUAAAUAUCGGUAUGUUUCAUAA